GUGAACUGUGCACAGUACAGCGUAAUUUCUUGUAAAACGGAUUUACUUGGGUAGUUUGCCACCCCUGUGAGAAUCGAUAAUAGGUUUUGUGCGGCAUUUCUCUGGAAUAUUCGCGCAAACAAUGUUGGCACUCGGCGAGGUGUCAAAUGACAGCGGUCGGAAAUGCGGGAAUGCGAGAAUACAUAGCUUCAGUCAUACUCACAAAUUUCUUCUGUGACGGCUUCCUUUCAUAUAGUGAUUCAUUUGAUUUGUACAGUUUAAUGAGCGUCAUCGUCUCCAUUUAUUAAGGCGUUUUCUGCUUGGUGAACACAAAUAAUGCCUUUGCCUUCCUGAAGAACCAGGCUUUAGUGACUGAGACCCAUUAGGUGACUGCACAUCAUCGAUGACGAUGGCGCUCAUUUCAUCGCAGAGUAGUUUUGGUUACCUGGAGAUGUCCUACAGAACUCCUUCACCUUCAAAACAUUCCGUUCCACCACCACUCUUAUCACUCCUGUUUUUUAAAACAACAUGACAAUAAUAAAUACCUCUUUUGCGUUGCUUUCUGUAGUUUCGUGCCAGUUCCAAUAUAAUUGCAGCACACGCCUCUGUUUUUCGACGUCGGGUUGCCAAACGUUAAUGUUCUUAAAACGGAGGUUUGGCAACUGCCAACAAAUAACGGGCAACAGGUGCGAACUGAUGACAAGUUCAGCCAAUCAGCUGUUCUUGUUUGUAUGCGUUCACGUGUUGUUAUGCUUGCUGGUGGAAGUGAGUGUCGUGCUUGAUUACAUAACGCAUAAUAACAUCCUACCAAAGUUCGUUUUUGCAGUAGGGUAAAGUGUUUAGGCCUUUGGAUGCAAGAAAAAUGACUGACACAGAAGAAAUAGAUGGAAAUACCAUAUUGGCAGAAGCCUUGAGAGACCAGGGAGUGCAAUAUGUUUUUGGAAUCGUUGGCAUCCCUGUUGUGGAGCUGAGCAUGAGCCUACAGCAGGCAGGAUUGCACUAUGUUGGCAUGAGAAAUGAACAAGCAGCUUGCUAUGCAGCUCAAGCUGUUGGCUUCCUCACUGGUCGACCAGGUGUUUGCCUUGUGGUCUCAGGGCCUGGCUUGCUUCACUGUACUGGUGGUAUGGCAAAUGCACAGAUUAACUGCUGGCCAUUGAUAGUGAUUGGUGGUUCAGCUCCUCAAGAUCAUGAAGGGAUUGGUGGAUUUCAAGAAUGUCCACAGGUAGAACUGAGCCGCCCAUAUUGCAAAUAUGCUGCUCGCCCACCAAGUCCUUCCCUCAUUCCACUACACGUUGAAAAAGCAGUUCGUCUCUCUGUUUAUGGAAGACCAGGUGUGAGCUACCUGGAUUUCCCAGGAAACCUGCUUAUUCAACGUGUGCCACGGGACACUGUGGGAUGGAUGCCACCUUGUGCCAGUCCACCUGUUAUCUAUCCAGAUCCAGGCCUUAUUCAGAUUGCUGGCCAAUUGCUGACCAGUGCAAAACAUCCGCUUGUAAUAGUUGGCAAAGGAGCAGCAUAUGGAAAGGCUGAGCAUGCAGUUAGAGAACUGAUUAAAGCUACGUCUUUACCAUUUUUGCCAACUCCAAUGGGGAAAGGUGUUGUGAGUGACAGUGACGAACACUGUGUUGCAUCUGCAAGAACAUUUGCACUUCAAAAUGCUGAUGUCAUACUGCUACUUGGUGCCAGACUCAACUGGAUGCUACAUUUUGGACGACCACCGCGUUUUGAUGCUGCAGUGAAGAUAAUACAGGUUGAUAUUUGUGCUGAAGAGCUUCAUAACAGUGUAGCUUCUGCAGUAGCCAUUCAGUCUGAUGUCCAAGUUGCAGCAACACAACUGGCAACACUUCUCCGAUCAAAAGCAUGGAAGCUUCCUAAGACAAGCAACUGGUGGAAGUUGUUGGACAAAAAGUGUUCUGACAACAAGAAAUCUGUUCAGGCUAUGUGUUUGGACACAACAGUUCCACUGAAUUAUUAUACAGUUUUUCAUCAUAUUCAGGAACUUAUUCCAAAAGACUGCAUCAUUGUGAGUGAAGGUGCCAACACAAUGGAUAUAGGAAGAUCAGUUCUUUCCAACAUUCUUCCGAGGCACAGGUUGGAUGCUGGCACAUUUGGAACAAUGGGUGUAGGACUGGGAUUUGGUAUUGCUGCUGCCUUAUGGUGCAGAACAAAUUCACCAAGUAAACGAGUCCUGUGUGUUGAAGGAGAUUCUGCUUUUGGUUUUUCUGGGAUGGAAGUAGAAACAAUGUUCAGGUACAAACUUCCAGUGAUAAUAAUAAUUGUAAAUAACAAUGGAAUAUAUGGUGGGUUUGAGAAAGAAUUCUUCAAAGACUUGCAGGAAGCUGGAGAAGUUACAAAAGUGACUCCACCAUCUGCUCUGUCAGUAAAUGCUCGAUAUGAUAAAAUGAUGGGCAUAGCUGGAUAUGAUGGUUAUUAUUGUACAACUGUGCAACAGCUCCAGAGUGCUGUCCGGAAUUCACUAAUGGUGAAUGACCGACCCAGUAUUAUCAAUGUCUCCAUCAAUCCAUCAGCAGAUCGCAAACCACAAAAUUUUGGUUGGUUGACUGAAUCAAAGCUCUGAGAUUCAGCUUUCUUGAAAUGGGUUUGCCGCAAGGGUACUUUUGCAAUGUGCUGAGUUAGAAAGUCGUCUUAUAUUAUGAUACAACUGUUGCAGAUAUGUGAUAAAAUGUAUUAUUAAUUGGGAUCCAAUUUAUGUGAAUGUGGGUACAUGUAUACAUAAGGACAAUUUUUAUACGAUUAAAUUUAUUAUGUUUUGCAAUGGUGACAUCAGAAAAAAGACAAUAAAAAAAUACUAUUCAAUAA
Schistocerca gregaria is the source of this 2799-nucleotide messenger RNA. RefSeq names its product 2-hydroxyacyl-CoA lyase 1 (gene Hacl). NCBI's taxonomy places the organism in Eukaryota, Metazoa, Arthropoda, Insecta, Orthoptera, Acrididae. Gene Ontology annotation, molecular function: catalytic activity; magnesium ion binding; thiamine pyrophosphate binding. Gene Ontology annotation, cellular component: peroxisome. The transcript is spliced from 12 exons. The record is from RefSeq and is a predicted model, not a curated record. Gene Ontology annotation, biological process: fatty acid alpha-oxidation. The coding region runs from base 842 to 2557 and encodes 571 amino acids.